This is a messenger RNA of Blepharisma stoltei, 744 nucleotides long. The record is from the annotation of a GenBank genome assembly. NCBI's taxonomy places the organism in Eukaryota, Ciliophora, Heterotrichea, Heterotrichida, Blepharismidae.
AUGGCUAUAAUGGUAGGUGUUAUUGGGCCUAUACAGCUUUUGUGCAAAAUAGUUUAUAUUAACAAUCCUAGUCAAAGAGAAGCAGCUGCUAUAAAAGUAAUUACAAAAUUUCCGAUAAUUGCGACAGUAGCUUAUUGCACUAUUUACGAACUUCCUAUAAUUUAUCUACAGAGGAAGUAUAACUUGUCGAAAGCUUUUUGUAUGUGCGAUAUUAGAAGCUUAUUAACUUAUCAGCACUUAUCGAGAGCCCUCUGUAAUUCUCAAAGGACUAUCCAUCCCAACGCCUCUUUUGCCUGUCGCCAGUUCGUGCAUGAUCUUGCAAAGAAUUCCUGCACUCGCCACCUGUGGUUGUAACAGUCAUGCCAUCAUGCUAUAUUCCAGCAAAAGUCUCGGUCAAAAUGGAAAUCUGAAGCCCAAGGAGUCAACGCCUAAAUCUGGAAGAAGCUUGCUUUCGGCUAGCCCGACAUUGCACUUCAUCAAACCUGGAAAAAGCCGGCGGAUGGACUUCCAAAAGUAUCCUACCUUCCUUGAGGUCCCUGCGCAUCUUAUGAGAUGCUAGCUAUGAAUUUAAGAGAAUGAUUGGUUCCCUAACCAUUUUAAUACAUAUGUGAUAUUAGGAGCUAUUGGAAUACCAAGAGCAAUGUUUACUUUUUUUUCAUAAGGGCUGUAAGAUUAAUUUCGCAAUGGAAUGAAAUGAUGAGUGAGGCAGUUAAAGCCAAGAAAGCUUUAUAUCGGGAAAAUUAA